This is a messenger RNA of Kwoniella shivajii, 897 nucleotides long. RefSeq lists its product as uncharacterized. The transcript has 3 exons. NCBI's taxonomy places the organism in Eukaryota, Fungi, Basidiomycota, Tremellomycetes, Tremellales, Cryptococcaceae. The coding region runs from base 1 to 897 and encodes 298 amino acids. The record is from RefSeq and is a predicted model, not a curated record.
AUGUCAGGUCUACAACUUACUUCACUUCCCUCGACAUCACCCUCAAUGUUUAAAACUAGUUUACCUUCAUUCGACGAUCUACUGAAAUCGCUAGAAGAACCAUCAAUCAGUCUCCCACACGUGUUACAACAUCAUUCACCACAUUACCAUCCUCACCACUAUCAACAUCAUUAUCACCAUGUCCAGCCUUACCCUUCUCCCCACCAUCAUCCUCGUCAUAUAAGUAGGCCACCAUCCACACCACCCACACCGAGACCAUCUUCGUCCGACGAUAACUCAUAUUCUCACCCUAAGUAUGACUCGAAAGGCCAUGGAAGACCUAGAUCAUCCAGUGUACCUAGUACCUCCCGAACACAUCUACAAUCACCUUUCAGGGACUUACACAUACUUUCACAACCUUCUAUAGCUCAUAUUGAUCAUCACACCAAUAGGGUACAAUGCUUGAAAGAAGGAGAUGGUGAAUGGGCGCCCUAUUCCUUGAACGCGGUAACACCUUCAUCUUUACCAUAUCAUGCGAGACCUCAUUUCCACCCUCGAUUUUCAACAGGCGACACAUCGGACGACCAGCCUCUCCCAUUCUCCCUUAAGUACAAGCGAGCCUCUGACUCCGAGCUCAAUGACGGGAUCGAUCUCGAACACGUACGGAAAUAUCAAUGUACAGGACAACGACAACAACGAUAUGAUCAGAACAUCAACUCCAACCCCAGCACUGGAUCCCAAUCCAGUGAAAGAAUUUGGCAUUUCAUCGGGGAGAAGGGAUGUCAUCUCCAACUUCACCAGCAACAAAGAUCUGCUUUAACUUACGCCAGAAGAAGUGAAAGAGGCUCUUUAGUUGCGGAAGACUUCUUGAUGCACAUCAUGGUGCUAGGCGAUAAAAGAGCCUCGAGCAUGAUGUAG